AAUGGUAGGCUACAGUAAGCAUUACAUUCUAAACUCCGCCCUCGUUGUCUGCGCAGGAAAAGCCUUCGCGAGCUCAGUGGAAAAUCCGCCACUUCCCAUACGCAGCAUCUGCACCGACGUAAUCAAACAAUAGGCAACCCCUUCCCUGAAGUAAGGAAUUGAGAUCCCCUACAUUGGAGUUUUGCCCAUAGUGCAUUUGUUUUUGUAGCCGAUUGUAGACUAGCCUACACGGCUUGACUCCCAUUCUGGAAAUCCCCACCCUGUGUGCAUUGACACAGGAAACAUUUGCCGUGAUCGUGACAGGCCAGCUUCGAAGGGCGAUAGACGAGAAAAGAACAAAGUACGAAUCAGCCGGAACCUUUCCCGGUCAGGUGUCAGUUAGGUAUGGCUGAUCUGCUGAAGCUGCUGCUGCGUGUGGCAGAGAAGGCGGCCAACGUGGCCCGUGUGUGCAGGCAGGAAGCCCCUCUCUUCCAGCUGCUGGUCCAGGAGAAGACUGGGGUGGACAAGAACAAGAAGUUUGUCCAGGACUUCAAGACGCUGGCCGAUGUGGUAAUCCAAGAGAUGAUCCGCCAUGAUGUUGGAGCUCAGUUUCCCGAAAUUAUUGAUCAUAUACAAGGAGAGGAAUCUAACAAGUUUGAAAAUGGACUAGGUGAGUGUGUGAUAGUCACAGUGUGUGGGACAGAGAAGGAGACGGCCGCGUUGCUGGCCACGGUGCUGGACGGGGACCAGAUGGCGGCGACUCUCCUGGCGUGUGCCAUCCACCAGGACGCUACGCUCACACUCACAGGCACAGACGACCUCCACAUACCCCUCAGCCCCUCUGACCUGGGCAUCUGGAUUGACCCCAUCGAUGCCACUAGCCAGUACAUUCAGGGUCGUGAGGAGGUGGUGGAGGAGGGCUGUCUCUGUUCUUCAGGUCUGCAGUGUGCCCUGGUCCUGAUCGGGGUAUACAUCCGCGCCACUGGGGAACCCGUCAUAGGGGUCAUAAACCAGCCCUUCAACCACAAAGACCCAACAGGCUGGAAGGGGAAGCAUUUCUGGGGUGUGUCAUAUGGGAGCGUCAAAGCCUGCUCGGUGCUCCGACCUAAAGACAGACCUACAGAAUGUCCAGGACUAUCGGUGGUGCUGAGCUCCAGUGAGAAGCAGGCGGUGAAGGAGGCCUUGGCCCCUCUGUGUGGGCCUGACAGGCUGAUGUAUGCCUCGGGGGCCGGAUACAAGAUCCUGUGUGUGAUCCUGGGCCUAGCUGACGUCUACGUCCUCUCCGAGGGCAGCACCUUCAAGUGGGACUCCUGCGGCCCCCAUGCCCUGCUCCUUGCACUGGGUGGGGGGAUGCUGGACCUUAAAGAGUGCCUCCGCUUCGGCCACUGUGAGGGGGGGCACCAUGACCAGGGGGAACUAACUUACCACCAAUCCCACUCAGAGAGCACUGGGGCAGACCGCUGGGCCAACCAGGGUGGCCUGGUGGCCUACCUAGACUGUCAAAUGCUUCAUAGGGUUAUUGGGGAACUGAAGGGAAAGUUUUAAAGGAAGAGGCAUUGAUUAUGGUGAAGGGCACAAGUAGCUGUAUCAUUGCUUAUAGGGACGUGCUGCUUAAUGUCAAUUUUUGGAGGAGCUGUUUUUAAAAAAUCUACUAUGCUGUUAAAGUUAUUUUGUAAAAGCUAGAUGUAUAUGCAAAUAUAUAGUAAGGAAUGUAAACAUGUUAAACUAUCUACAGUAGCUGGUAUGUUAAAGGUGUUUCGUAAAAGAUUAAGCUGCAUCUAACUUUUACAGUUACUGGUUUUCUCAUUGACAGGAAGCGUGUUGGUGGCAAACAAAUCUAACUUCAGGAAAGACCUGAGUGCUGUUUAAGUAAAACUUAUUCCAAAGCAAGAUAAUCAGAAUCGAGAGACUGGUAUGAACAGGAACAAGCAUGGUUCAGGGAACAGUAGCACACACUGCAUAGCUGAAACAUGAUUUUUGUCUGUCAUACCAAAAUGUGGCACAUGGCAAUAACCCUGCUUUUGAUUGGUUAAGGAUCUCUGCUGGACUUACCUGAAUAUUACUCGAUGGCCUAGUUGAAGUAUAGUGGGACAGGGAGACAUAGUAAAUAUCCCAAGUGUCCCCCCUUGACAGAAGCACUAAUGGUGUGUGUGUGACAGGCGAGAGCGGAGAGGACUCAAAUAAACUGGCUUCCGGGAAUCUGCAGCGGCCCAGAAAAGGCCUUUUAUGGAAAAGAGGUGCAUUUGACACUGUUUCCAUAGCUCUAGCUGUAUGACUUAGGAUAAAUCAGGGCAGAGGAUGGAAAAACACGAGGUGCAGCAAUCAACAAUGAAACGGGGGCUAGUGUUAAUUUACUGUAAAUUAAGGAUUAAACCCCUUUUGAAGGAAAGGAACUGUCACACAGCCAGGUUAGUUGAUUUCUGGAGAUAUAGCAUGAUUCAGGGGUAUUUAAACCCAGUCAGGUACUCCAUUUAUUGAAUAAAAAGAGUUACAGGAUUAGGUUUGUUUAACAUAAGUCCACCUGUCCUGUACCAAGGGGGUGGUGUGGAGAUUCAUUUUUAUUAUUUUCCACAACUACUUGCACCACUUCAUUGGCACACCCAAGAAUCUAUUGGGAUGCGGUCCAAAGUGGUUGUCAUUACUAAAUGUGGCUGUCUAUGGCCUUCCAUCAGAAAAGCAUGACAACCACUCAGGUCUGUGUUGUGGACCACUUCUGUAUAAAGACUGGUUUGAUCUACUGUAUGUUUAAAAUUUGUGUAUUGUAAAAGGCCAUUUCAUGAGUGUGCUCCAGAAGUGCCAUUAGCAGGUCCCCUGGUUUCUGCUCCAUUGGAAUUAUCCACCAUUCUCCUGUCUUGUGAGAGUCAGAAUUUGAAGACAGAAUUCAAUCCACAAAACAAUGAAAGUCCAUUCAUCCAUCUGAAAUCAACUUUACUAUGAAAUCCAGAGAAAAGGAAAAUCAACUGAACACUGAUGUUUCACAAUUGUAAUAAACUCUUGCCAGCAAACUCACUUUCCUACCCAAAAAACUGGAAAAAAUGCAAGUGCCCCGCACAUUUAA
Molecule: messenger RNA, 3037 nt
Organism: Salvelinus namaycush (lake trout)
Lineage: Eukaryota; Metazoa; Chordata; Actinopteri; Salmoniformes; Salmonidae
Product: inositol polyphosphate 1-phosphatase-like
Exons: 6
Coding region: 385-1524 (379 amino acids)
Biological process (GO): phosphatidylinositol phosphate biosynthetic process
Molecular function (GO): inositol-1,4-bisphosphate 1-phosphatase activity
Source: RefSeq, a predicted model, not a curated record